Messenger RNA from Cavia porcellus (domestic guinea pig), 4199 nucleotides. It is a transcript of the gene Frmd5, whose product is annotated as FERM domain containing 5. The transcript is spliced from 16 exons. Gene Ontology annotation, molecular function: cytoskeletal protein binding. Bases 276 to 1889 code for a protein of 537 amino acids. The record is from RefSeq and is a predicted model, not a curated record. Gene Ontology annotation, cellular component: cytoskeleton. NCBI's taxonomy places the organism in Eukaryota, Metazoa, Chordata, Mammalia, Rodentia, Caviidae.
UGCGGGGCGCGGGGCUGGAGAGCGAAAGCCAGAGAGAGAGCGGGCGAGCGAGAGAGCGCGGCGCCGGCUCCGGGCAGAAGGAAGGCGGCGGCCCCUCUGGAGAAGGAGGUGGAGGGGAAAGAGGAGCAGCGGGGCCGGCGGCAGGCAGCGGCGGCGACGGGCCGGGGUGAUGGUGCAGGCACCCCGGGCCAGCGCGGGGCUGCCGGGCUGAGGGCGCCCGUCCGGGUCCGCAGCGCCGCCGCGUCGUUCGCGGCGCCGGGCGAGCGGGCGGGAAGAUGCUGAGCAGGCUGAUGAGCGGCAGCAGCAGGAGCCUGGAGCGGGAGUACAGCUGCACCGUGCGGCUGCUGGACGACAGCGAGUACACCUGCACCAUCCAGAGAGAUGCCAAGGGCCAGUAUCUGUUUGACCUUCUCUGCCACCACCUGAACCUACUUGAGAAAGACUACUUUGGCAUACGCUUCGUGGAUCCAGAUAAGCAGCGGCAUUGGCUGGAGUUUACGAAGUCUGUGGUGAAGCAACUAAGAUCACAGCCUCCAUUCACCAUGUGCUUUCGUGUGAAAUUUUACCCGGUGGACCCUGCUGCACUGAAAGAAGAAAUCACCAGGUAUUUAGUCUUCCUGCAGAUCAAAAGGGAUCUCUACCAUGGCCGCCUCCUCUGUAAAACGUCUGAUGCUGCCUUGUUAGCAGCUUAUAUCCUUCAAGCGGAGAUUGGAGACUAUGACCCAGGGAAACACCCUGAAGGCUACAGCUCCAAGUUCCAGUUUUUUCCUAAACAUUCAGAGAAGCUGGAAAGGAAAAUUGCUGAGAUCCACAAGACAGAACUCAGUGGUCAAACACCAGCAACAUCAGAGCUGAACUUCUUGAGAAAAGCACAGACACUGGAGACCUACGGGGUGGAUCCUCACCCCUGUAAGGAUGUGUCAGGAAAUGCUGCAUUUCUGGCCUUCACUCCUUUUGGGUUCGUCGUUCUUCAAGGAAACAAGAGGGUCCAUUUCAUUAAAUGUAUCCUGUUUGCCUCUUUUACUGCAGCCAUUCACUGGGCUGGUGGCUUCAAGGAUUUUUCUACAAUAACCCCUAAGCCCCUUUCCUGGAAUGAGGUGACCAAGCUGAAAUUUGAAGGAAAGACUUUCUAUUUAUAUGUAAGUCAGAAAGAGGAAAAGAAAAUUAUUCUCACAUAUUUUGCUCCAACUCCAGAAGCCUGCAAGCACCUCUGGAAAUGCGGAAUCGAGAACCAAGCCUUCUACAAGCUGGAGAAAUCAAGCCAGGUCCGCACAGUGUCCAGCAGCAAUUUAUUCUUUAAAGGAAGCCGGUUCCGAUACAGUGGCCGAGUUGCAAAGGAAGUAAUGGAAUCAAGUGCCAAGAUCAAACGAGAGCCACCAGAAAUACACAGGGCAGGGAUGGUUCCCAGCCGGAGCUGCCCCUCCAUCACCCACGGUCCUCGGCUGAGCAGUGUCCCCAGGACCCGCAGGAGAGCUGUGCACAUCUCCAUCAUGGAAGGUCUUGAGUCCCUACGAGACAGUGCCCAUUCUACCCCAGUGCGGUCAUCUUCCCACGGGGACACCUUCCUGCCUCACGUGAGGAGCAGCCGGGCAGACAGCAACGAUCGAGUAGCUGUGAUUUCAGAUGAGGCCUACAGCCCUGCGGACAGCGUGCUGCCCACGCCCGUGGCCGAGAACAGCCUGGAGCUGAUGCUGCUCUCCCGGCAGAUCAAUGGAGCCACCUGUAGCAUCGAGGAGGAGAAGGAGUCUGAAAGCAGCACCCCAACUGCGGCAGAGGCGGAGGCGCUGGGAGGAGAGCUGAGGGCCCUGUGUCAGGGGCAUGGCAGGCCAGAACAGGAACAGAGUGGGCAUCUGAAGGGACCACCGCCAAGCCAGCAGCAGCAGGGGUAGGGUAAGUCUGUCCCCUUAGACUAGAGCCUAGUGGGCCUCACCAUGUCAUGAAUGAGACUUCUGUGAUGUUCCCUGAAGACCUGAAAGAGUUGCAGGGCAGGAAAUGAACUCAGUGGUGCCAGAGAGGGUGCGUCAGCAGUGUGGUACCAAGUAGUUACCCGACGCCAGAGCUAAGCAACUUGAGAAUGCGGGGUUGCAGAGCAGUGCUUACUUUGUAUACAAUGUGCCCCCAACAAAAGACCAUCUCAGCUCAUAUUUUAACAGCACAGUGUAAUUUUACCUCUUCAGAUUUUGUUUUUACUUUAUGGAUUAAGAUAAUAGAGCCUGAUGAACUAAAUAAUGCAAGAAACUGAUCCUGAGACUGGAAAGCGUCAGAAAAUAGGAUUCCAAGAUCAACAUACAGCCUUGGAAGGGACCAAGAAAAGAAUCUCUAAAUAGGAUUUCUAAGAUAUGCUACAAUAGACAGGUGACUUGGCAGAGAGGAAUACUUAGAUGUAGAAAUGCUGCCCCCUAGGGUCACCCUCUGGGAAGUUAAGUUCUAGGAUGGCACCUGCCAUGCUAGCUGAGGGAAGACUGCCUGGGAGUUCAGAGGCACAGGGACAUCAGGGGCGGGUGGGACACGAGCUCCCUUGGCCUGAGCUCUGCAGCACUUAAAACCAGUCACACACAAGGUCUUGUUUUCAUCUCAGGGAGAGACUUCUAUGUCAUCCGAGCCUAAGGACUUUUUAAAGGAUGGUUAGUGGACACUUGAGACCCACAGGGCAGCAAAGCAGCUGACAACACUAUGCUGAUGGACAGAAUGCAUCACCUGUACAUCUAAUUUCCCUUAAUUUGUUCCCCAAGUUGGCAGAACCAUGUCCAUGUCCAGAAUAUAGCAGCCAUGGACAAAUAAGGCAGAAGGGGAUCAGUUUAAAGGAAGUAGAGUUACCCUUUUCAUCUAGAGGUCAGUAAACUUCCCCUGAAAAGUUCCAGAUAAUAAAUAUUCUGGUUUUGUGGGCUAUACUGUUACUACUCAGUUCUGCCACCAUAGCACAAAAACAGCCAUAGGUAAAGCGUACAAGAAAAGAGCAUGGCUGUGUUCAAAUAAAGCUUGAUAAAAAUAGAAGUAGGCCAAAUUUGGCCCAAAGGCUAUAAUAAGCCAACCCUGAUGAAGACAAUAAAACUGACCAUGUGUUAGCAGAAGAGGGUCACCUCUGCUCCAUUUCUGGCACGUGUUAAAGACCCAGGAUGUUUCCCAGUGGAGGCGCUGCAGCUGCUUGUUUAUAGGGUGCUCUAACAACCAACCAGCAAAGAUGCCAGCAGCCAAGAUAAGCCAGACCAGGUACUGGAACACUAAAAUGUGGCAAACCUAAGAAUGGAGGUGAGCCUCUCUGAUCAUUCCCAUGCCACCAACAAUUUGGGCAGAAUCACAAACAUCUAUUUACCAAGUGACAAGAGAAAUCAAGCAAGAUCCUAGUAAAGAUUAGGGAUCCCUUAAAACCAAAUAGCCACUGCCACUUGUCAUCUACAUAGCAGAGGCUUUAUUUAGCACAGGAUUAAAGUGAAAAAUAAACUCAGCGAUGAAAAAGCUGUCAGGAGACCGGGGCUGGUGUCAACAUGGAUCUCUACCGUCUUAUGCAACAUAGCAGGCGACCUUCUAGUGUAGUGCUCCUACCUCAGUCUGUAGAACACAGUCUCUCUGCAGUGAGUGAUAGCCGCACCUCGAUUCUUGCCUAUCCACAUAGGAGAGACACACAUCCCUGCCUGUGUGCUUCUCCUAUCCAGAGUUCCUACAGUACAGUAGUCCAUGCCACUCCAGCAGCCCAACAGAAACGUUUGGGUCAUUUGUUUUUUCUAGGGCUUGUUCAGAAAACGUGGAUAGAAAAACUUCAGUUUGUUUUUCAAAUAGUGCUUGAAUAACAAACCUUUGUUGACAACUAGUCUUUUUGGUAUCUCCUCACCAUUAAAAGUUGUUCAAGUUUUUAAUCUGUUUUACUAUGUUUUACUGUCUCUGUUUCCUCUCAAAAUUAGUUCUAGCUCACUGUAGAAAAAGCAGUGGUUUCUGUCUUGUCCUUUAUCAGAGGAAAUAACUCUCACUGAAGAAUAAUAUACCACAUCUUGAAGCAGUAGAAGGUAAACUAACGCAAAUGUGAAUUUCUUAGUUUCAUUUGCAAAUACAUAAUUGUUAUAUUUCGUGUGCCAAAAACUCUUUAAGUUACAUUUUCCUUCAAAGCAAUGUACUUUUUUUCUACACAUGCAGUAUGUAGUUAGCAUAAAAUCAUUGGUGCCAUGAAGAUUAUUUUUAAAUUUAAAUAAACAUUUAAAUACCAA